Molecule: messenger RNA, 1212 nt
Organism: Hydra vulgaris (swiftwater hydra)
Lineage: Eukaryota; Metazoa; Cnidaria; Hydrozoa; Anthoathecata; Hydridae
Source: RefSeq, a predicted model, not a curated record
AUGUACAAAUCCAACAGUUUAAAUAAUAGACAACUAGAGCGAUAUCAAAGAUACCGAUUACGAGAAAAGAAACAAGAAUCGUUUUUUGGAAAUAAUAUUGUUACUGAACAAAUAGAAAAUGAUGAAAAUGAAGAGUGCUCUGUAUUUUUUGAAAAUGAAAAGUUUUCUGAAAAUAAUACUGAAGAACAAUCUGUAUUGUUUAAAAGUGUAGGUAUCCAAUGUGAUUUGAGCAUAGAAGAAUUAUUGAAAGAAGAAAAUCAAAGAUUAGACAUGGAAUUACGCGAUAAAAACAUGGAAAUUUAUCUUUUGCGACAAGAAAAUGAAAAACUUAAAAAAAGGGAUUCAUCUUUCAGUAUUGAAAACUUUAAAGAAAACAAUGCUCAUUUUAAUUUUUUUACAGGGCUACCAAAUAUGGCAACAUUUCUUUGGAUUCUUUCUUUAUUGACAAGGACAUAUGAUAUAAAACUUUGUUUAUCUCGUUUAUCAAAAGAAAACCAUUUGUUAAUAAUACUUAUGAAAAUGCGACUUGUGCUCCUAAAUAAAGAUAAUGCUUUUUGUUUUAGUGUCUGUGAAAGUGUAAUAUCCAGAGCUUUGCGAAAUCGGCUGCCAAACCUAGCAACUUGCUUACAACCGUUAAUAAAAUGGCCUAAUAAAUGUGUAAUAAGAAGUAACCUGCCAGAGUGUUUUAAAAAGAAAUUUAGAGACUGUGUGUGUAUAAUUGACUGCUAUGAGAUUUUUAUUAAGAGACCAUCAAAUCUAACAACUCGAGCUCAAUCAUGGUCAAAUUACAAACACAACAAUACUAUUAAAUAUUUAAUAGGAAUCAGUCCAACAGGUGCAAUUACUUUCUUGUCUGGUGGUUGGGGAGGCAGGGUUUCAGACAAAAAGCUAACAAAUCAAUCGGGCUUUCUCAAAUGUAUAAAUUUUGGAGAUUGCAUUUUAGCAGAUAGGGGAUUCCUAAUUAAAGAUGAGCUUGCAGAGAAAGGAGCAAACCUUUACAUUCCAGCAUUUUUAAAAGGAAAACAACAGUUAAGUCCGCAAGAAGUUGGAACUUCAAGACAACUGUCAAAUGUAAGAAUACAUGUUGAACGCAUUAUUGGCAGAGUAAAACAAUUUAGAAUUUUCCAAACCACUGUUCCAAUUAAUCUUUUAGAUGAUAUAAUGGUCGUGAUAUCAGCCCUUGUUAAUUUAAAGAAAAGUAUUAUCAAGUAA